Molecule: messenger RNA, 2594 nt
Organism: Penaeus chinensis
Lineage: Eukaryota; Metazoa; Arthropoda; Malacostraca; Decapoda; Penaeidae
Gene: smid
Product: nuclear valosin-containing protein-like
Exons: 17
Coding region: 82-2436 (784 amino acids)
Biological process (GO): ribosome biogenesis
Cellular component (GO): nucleus
Molecular function (GO): preribosome binding; RNA binding; ATP hydrolysis activity
Source: RefSeq, a predicted model, not a curated record
CGCAGGCGACGGCAACGUGGGCUCCAAGAAGGACACCGAAAUACGAAAUUCUUAUUACUGGCCUUAAACACUUAAUUAACCAUGAAGAUGAAACGCCCAUAUUUUCAAGAGAAAUCAUUAAUGCCGAGAGUUAUUAAGUAUAUGGAAGAAAAUGACAGUUACACUGUCAUGGAGAUGACUGACUACUUGAUAAAAACAUACCGGGAAUUUAGAGGAAAAAGCAGAAUGGCUUUCAUGAAUAGUGUGGACAAAGCUUAUCAGUGGCAGAAACAACGACUGAAAGAGAAACAAGAAGACAGCUUUGAUGAAGAGAUAGAGGAUAGUGAUGGUGGAGGCCCUGACAUCAUUGAGGUUGCAACACCAAAGCAGCAAGCAAAACCUUUAAAAAAAAAGCAUGCCAAGAAAUACCCAGCAUCACCCUCAACAACAAGUACUCCCAAAUCCGUAUCAAAAAUGAGAGAUAAUGACUUCUUUGUCAUUGACACAACAGGUGGUGAUAUUUCUCUAAAUGGCAUCAGAACCCCAGAGGUGCAGAAAAGUGUCAAGGUGAAAAGGAAAAAGGAUAAAGAGAUGGAUGUAGAAGGAAAUAAAAGAAAAAAAAGAAAACAGUUGCAGCCAGAAAUGCCAGAAAUCACAUUUGCGGAGAUGGCUGGCCUAGAAUUGCUGAAAGAUAAAAUUUGCGACUUGCUUGCAAAUCUCCGAUGGCCUGGGAUUUUACAGCCUCUCCAGAAGUCAGUGCUCGUCACUGGCCCAACAGGAAGUGGGAAAACUACCUUUGUCCAGGCACUGGCUGGGACUGCUGAGGUUUCACUAUUACGCAUCACAGCAACUGAAUUGAUUGGUGGGGUCUCAGGAGAGAGCGAGGAGAAGAUCACAGAGGUGUUUGAGCAAGCAGCCUCACUCGCACCUUGUGUGCUUUUGAUAGAGAAAAUUGAAGUUGUUGCUCCAAAGUUGAUGUCCGCAAAGAGCAUGGAGAAAAGAAUUGGGGCCCAGUUUUCUUCAUGUCUCAACAAUCUCAAAGUCAAGCACAAAGAUACAAAACUGUUGGUGCUAGCUGAAACAAGUUAUCCGGAAAACCUGGACUUGGAUCUCCGUAGUAGUUUUGACUCUGAGAUAUUUAUGAACAUUCCAACAGAGCCAGCCCGAGUGAGAAUAUUGCAGGUGAUGUGUGAUAGAAUAUCUUUUGAAGGGAACUUUGAAGAAAUAGCCCUAAGAACUCCAGGCUAUGUUGCUGGAGAUCUAAAGAAGCUGGUAGAGAAGUCUCAGGGAUUAGCAUGGAAGAGGAGAAAAGAUUGCCUUUAUGGAAAGACAGAAGGUGCAACCUUAAUGGAAGAAGUGAAUAGUUUCCUCAAACAGUUUGGAGAAAUGUGUGAAUCAGAGGCUCCAGAUUCCAUGGUAACAGUCAAUAUGGAAGACUUUUUGGAAGCACUAUUGCAUAUAAUCCCAGCAUUGAAAAGAGAAGGAUUUCCUACUGUACCAGAUGUCACGUGGCGAGAUAUUGGAGGAUUGGAAGAUAUAAAAAAGGAAUUAAGGGAAAAGAUUUUGGAACCUAUCAAAUAUGCAAAGCUUCAUGAGGAGUUUGGUGCAAGUCGACCCAAUGGAAUACUGAUGUGGGGUCCUCCAGGAUGUGGUAAAACCCUUCUAGCCAAAGCAGUGGCUAAUGAAGCAGGAAUCAACCUUUUGCCAGUGAUGGGUCCGGAACUCCUCAAUAUGUAUCAAGGUGAGAGUGAAAGGGCAGUGCGAGAGGUCUUCACACGGGCACGCAACGUAGCUCCUUGUGUGAUUUUCUUUGAUGAAUUUGACUCUCUGUGCCCUGUCAGAAGCAAAGGAGCUGAGAGUGGAAGUAAAACAACAAUCGUAAAUACACUGCUGACAGAGAUGAAUGGCUUCUCAAAAAGAGAAGACGUCUACGUUAUUGCAGCAACAAACAGACCAGACAUCCUGGACCCUGCUGUGACUCGACCAGGGAGAUUUGAUACCCUGCUCUAUGUGGAUGUCCCUGAUCAUGAGGGAAGGGUGUCCAUCUUUCAGGCAAGAACUAAGAAUGGUACUUGUCCUCGGUGUGCCCCAGAUGUUGACUUUGCAGAAAUUUCUCUCCUGUGUAACAAUUUCUCAGGAGCUGAUUGUGACCAGCUGGUGUAUCUAGCUAGCAAAGAGGCCAUCAGGGAAGUUAUUCAUGGCUCCCAAGACAUCUCUUCUGCAGACAGUGGUGAUAAAGAGCCCAAGACACGUUUGGUUGCAAAGCGUCAUUUCUCUGCUGCCUUAAAGAAGAUCAAGCCAUCCAUCAAACCUGAGGAACAAAAGCGUUACAAGAAACUUAAUCUGAAGAUGGGAACAGCUCCUCUACAAGAGUCUGUAGGAGGAACCAAUCAAGAUACAAGUUUUAUUGAUGUAGAUAAAGAGUCUCAGCCAAUGGAUAUAGGAGAUAAAGAGUGAAAUUAUUAUUGCUAUUAUUGUUAUUCAUGGCAGAAAAACUCUUAACUUGCAAUAAGUUUAUUUAUUUUGGGUAUUGUAGGUUUUUCAGCCAUUGCAUCAGAACAAUAGUGUUUUGUUUUCAUUCACUGUUGUAGUUAAUAUUAUUAUUAUUAUUAUUA